UUUCUCGCACAAAGAGGGUUAGAUUUGAGGAUCUUAGACAUCUAAAAGAUUCAAAACUCCUGGUUUAGGUCAUUCAGCUUCGCUAUUCUGUCAAAUGCUACUAAUUUUAUUAGUUUAGUAACCACCUUAUUAUAUUUAAUACAGUUUUAGAAUAAACAAAUCGAUGACGUGUGAAUAAGUAUUUCUCCACUGACAUCAGUUUCUGAAAACAUCUGCUUUUGCUGCAUCAGACACAGAAACACAGAGUAGAGCCUCAUGAUUUGCUCUGGUCCUCAGCUCAGAGAGAAGAGACUGCAGCGCAGGUGUGCGUUUAAUCUGGGCGCGGCGUACGUGGAGACGGGCGAGCCUCAGAAGGGGCUGGAUGUCCUGUCACGCACACAGCCGGGCGAGAGAGGCGAGCGGAUCGCAGACCUGCAGUUUAACCUGGCCACGGCCCACGAGGCUCUGGGGGACCGAACGCAGGCGGCGAGACACUAUCUGCAGGCCGCGCAGCUGUACCGCUCGCAGGGAGACGCCGGCGCCGAGGCAGACACGUGCGUCAGACUCGCACACUGCCACCUGCUCAGAAAGGAGUGGGACGAGGCUGCAGCGAGUUUCCAGCGAGCCGCUGAGAGUUAUAAACUAGCGGGAAACGCGUCUGCAGCUGCGCUGGCACUGAAGGAUGCUGGGAAACACAUGCUGCAGAGCGGCCGCAGCUCCAGCGAUGACAUCAUCAGCGUGCUGACCGACAGCCUGGAGAUGAGCGUGAACAUGAGCGAUCAGCAGACGCUGGGGAAGCUGCUGAGUGACGUGGCUCUGAGUUUCUCUCAGAUGAGGCUGUUCUCCGAGGCGUCGGAGUGUUUAGAGCAGGCGCUUCCUCUGGUCUCCUCCAAACCGCACAGACUGGCUGUGGUUCUGCAGAAUCUGGGCGCCGUCUAUAACAGUUUGGGUCAGUACCAGCAGUCCCUGAGGUUCCACCGAGAGGCAGCGGCGCUCCACGGUGCUCUGGGCAGUCGCGGAGCUCAGGGUCGCUGCUUCAGUAAUCUGGGUUUCGCUCUGGUGGAGCUGGGAGAGCUGGAGGAGGCGUGGGAGAGUUACCUACACGCACAACAGGCCUUCAGAGACACCGAUGACCCGUCUGGUCAGUGGCAGGCCUGUGAGGGUCUCGGUGGGAUCAAACUUCAGAUGAAGGACCCAGAUAAAGCCUCCAUGUACUAUAAAGACGCCCUACAACUGCUGUGCAAGUGCCAGGACGUGUCUGUUUCAGUGCAGGAGCGUCUGGUCAGUGAACUGAGUGAAGCGUUACAGCAGAAGCUGCGCAUACAGCAGAGAGGAGCAGCAUCACAGCGAACCGCUCCGGAGCGACAUCAUGACCGACGACAGCCACGGACGAUGGCUGUGAGGUCUGAUGUCCAGCAGUGGAGGAGAGACAUGCAGGACGGAGAGAACGCACCCGCAGAUAGGAAGCAGCACAGCCAGACCAUCACAUCAUCAGAGACACUCCUGCAGCAGGAACAAGAACAAGAUCAUCAUCACAACACACUGCCAGAGGCCAACAGGAAUCUGAAUAACACGUAUGAUAAAGCAGAGAUGAAUCCGCAGAUCGUCCCAUCAGAGUCUUCACACGGUGAUGUGCCGAGGUCGGUGCAGAUGAACGGCAGACACCCAUUGGUCAGGAGCACGGUGACUCCGCCCCUCACUCCGCCUGACAGCGAUCAGGCCCCGCCCCUGAUGAGGAGACUGAAGUCCAGAUUCUGCACGGUCAUGUGACAUAAAGGAUAAUAUCUCCAUAGAGAUGAGCUUUUCUAGUUUUUCAGGAAUCGUGUUUGCCAUGGCGACGCUUCCAGACUGCAAACACAAGGAUUCAAGAUUAAAGAUGGAGCAGGAACUGAACUCUCCAGAGGAGCUGCACCUGCAUUAGUGGACAUCACAUGUCUGAACAUAUUUUCUAUUAAAAUGAGACAUUUUAAAGGGUGGAUGAGAUGCCCUGAACUCUUGUGAUGCCAACUGUGUGAUCAUAAAUCAUGUGUUAUUUCAUGCAGUAUUUCAGCAGGACAAAUAUCUUCUCAAUAUGGUUUCAUUUCAGUUUUAUUACACUUUCACCAACUUCACCAUCCUGAGUGAAUCCACCUGCUUUAUCCAACAUUAAAGCACCUCCUGCACUGAUAAUAUCAAAAUAAAUUUUAUAUCAAAACCUUUUAUCAGUCAUUAAAGUGAUUUUCCAUUUAAACAUAUUCCAUGUCCAAAAAAGACU
Messenger RNA from Cyprinus carpio (common carp), 2233 nucleotides. RefSeq names its product tetratricopeptide repeat protein 24 (gene ttc24). The transcript has 12 exons. Gene Ontology annotation, molecular function: protein binding. NCBI's taxonomy places the organism in Eukaryota, Metazoa, Chordata, Actinopteri, Cypriniformes, Cyprinidae. The record is from RefSeq and is a predicted model, not a curated record. The coding region runs from base 256 to 1749 and encodes 497 amino acids.